AUGCACGACACUGUUUGCAACGUUAAAGCUAGUGAACUAGAAAUGCAAGAUUUAGUUCACAUGUCUGACGCGUGCAAGGCUGAAUCAAAUCACGAGAUAAUCACGCAUGACGCGUGCGACAAACACAGUGUGCAAGAAUGUAAAGACUGUAUGGACAAUUUGACAGCUGGAGGAGACAAAGUUCGGAUAAAGCCGCAAGCAAAAUGGCACCUUCUAUCUCGUUUAGAACUUCCUGAUUGGUUACGUGGUAAUCCCUUUUUAUCGCACUACCAUAGACCUCCUAUGCCGUCUUUUGGAUUUUGUUUUAAAAGCAUAUUUAAGGUGCACACAGAAACUGGAAAUAUAUGGACGCAUUUGAUUGGAUUUAUAGCCUUUGUUUCCAUCGCACUGUACAUGUUUCUUCGACCAAUUUCCGCUUCCAGUCCAUUUCCCAAAGACUGGCAGGAAAAGUUGGUGUUUGGAAUUUUUUUCGCUUGCGGUAUUAUAUGUCUCGGUUUUUCAUGGAUUUUUCACACUGUUCAUUGUCACUCUAAGACAGUGUCGACGAUUUUUCGCAGGUAGGUAAUAAUUCUAUGUAAUAAAAAAACACUUGCUCCUUUGGAGGAUGGGGUUGUUAAAAAAAGCCGGCUCUUCCUUGUAAUUUGUUGAAGGACACAUUUUGGAAUCCAAGGACCAGACAGGAGUACGAGAAGAAGUGUGACGUCACGUUACCAUGGUAGACUUGAUGACUUGACUUUGUAUCAUCUGAUUUUAUCAACAGCCUUGACUAUGCUGGUAUCGUAGUGUUCAUCAUGGGUUCAUUCAUCCCUCCACUUUAUUACGCGUUCUACUGCUCGAGAAUUCUAAAGAUUGUUUACAUGUCCCUGACCUGUUCUCUUGGUGUUAUGUGUAUUAUUGUUUCAUUGUGGGGCAAGUUCAAGAAAUCUAAGUAUCGAAUAUUUAGAGCAGGUAAGUGGAAUUGAUAGAAGGAAGUCAAAAAGAACCUGAAAGGGUUGGUGGACAAUUGUGAUAUUUUGUUUGGCAAAGAAUUUGUUUUCCAAGCCUUCUACUGAUGUUAUCGGAGAUGAUUCCAAUUCUUUGGGUAUACAAAAUAAGAAUAUACUAGUCUUAACUCCAUGUAAGAUUUUUUUCCUGGACUCUUUCAGAUUUUUUCUCAAAAAUUAUUGAGCCCCUUCCUCAAAAGUAAAAGUUUCUCUCCUAAAGUUAAGUAUAAUAAUGACUGUUUAUUAAGACUCAUCGCAGCAAUAUUCAGAAUGGCUGAAUUACGGAGCUAUUUACAAAACAUAUAAUACUAAAAUAUAAUACAAUAAAUCCAAUAAAUACUAGAAAAUAUAAUUGUACAAGCCACUAGGCAUACUUAUGCAUGACAAACUCUUGCGUGCGCUUGGUCCUACAGGUAGGACGCGUGGAGCGGCUAAUGCCAGAUCUAAGAUUAUAAUUAUGCACAACCUCCUCCUGUUUGGGGAGCAUAAAAUGCAAGGGGUGAUUCUCAUUCCGGAGGCUAUCAAUAUAAACCUGGCAUAGAUGGGCGCGUCUGACACUUAGAGUUGAUUAAGGGCAUUUAAUGCCUCGUUGUUAUUCAUUAAAGGAAAAAUGAUGCGCAUAGCCCUUUUCUGAAUGCUCUCAAUCUUAUUCAAGAACAGGACGAACAAUGGUUGUAUAAACCUUAGCCAGUGAAGUAUGGAUUUAUGGAUUUCUUUGCAAUUGUUCUAAGACUAGUUUAUUGUUGUAAGUAAAUUAAAAAUUUGCAACGGGAGAUUCGCUUUUAGCCUCGGCUAAAUCUAUAUAGUAUAAGGAAGUCAAAAGGAAGCUGAGUCCUUUUUGACGAGGUGGGGUCAUUUCAAGUCUAUGUGUGUAACAUUUUCUAUACUGUGGACAAGUUCAAUUUGAACCUUAGCUCCAAACAAAUGUCAGUGCAAGUAAGUUAACAGGAGGAGGUCAACAACUUUCAAAAAGAACAUGCAAACAUCACGAAUCAAAAAAGCGCCAAUUAUGCUUAGCGUCUUCACAGUCCAUGAAAUCACGGCUUAACCGACCGACGAGUUUAAUAGCACUUUUACCAAGACCAAAACUGAAGCAAUCGGUGCAUAUCCACUUUCGAAAAAGCCAGUCACUGCAUGUCUUUAAAAAAAAUCCUUGCUCCCCUAUGGGAAGAUACGUCUCUGGAGCUCGGUAAGGCCCGGUUCGGACGCCGCCCCACUCAUGCGCCAAACCUAACUAAUCAAUUAAGAACGGCAAAGGAGCGCCGUCUGGUGUUAGGUGCGGCAAAAGUUCGACAGUCUGUCGCACUUUUGUCGAACUUAACUUAGCCUCGACACCCGGUGCGCCGUCUGAAUCACAUGUCGCGCCAGUGUCGCUCCAAAGUCGAACUUAUUCAGUUAGGCUCGGCAAAUGAAAAGAACGGCGUCUGAACCAGGCCUAACAUAAUAAAAAGACAACAGGGUAGUAUUCCUAUAGUAUUUUAGGUCUUCGUAGAUACUAAGUUGAGGCGGCAUAACGCUCUCCAGACGUAUUUUAAGUCCGAUGGACAGUGACCGACUCUAUAUAAUACAAACAGCGACACACAUGAGUAUUCAUCCUUAAAUCUACAAGUAGGGUUUGGUGACAAAAAAAGAAGUAUAGUACACGUAAGCUAAACGGAAAGAAAUGUUUGGAGUCCAACUACGUAAACUAUUUUAUUUCAGGGCUGUUGAUUGCCUUCGGUUGGUCAGGUGUUAUUCCUGCAGUCCACCUUGUGUCAACGCAUGAAGCCACUCUUGUCAUGCGUCAAGUGGCAGUGGAAUGGAUAAUUUUGAUGUCUUUCUUGUACACUGCUAGUGCUGUCACUUAUGCAACGAGGAUUCCGGAGAGGUUCUUUCCCGGAAAAUGUGACAUAUGGGUAAGCUAUUUUUACAACGUUGAAAAAUUUCAAUCUUAAGAGCACAGAACUGAUUAACGAAUAAAUGUUCUGUCAGCUUCCAUUUUCUAAAAGGCAAUACCCAAAAUAACGUUGUUUACAGAAGGUAAAUUUACAGUUCCCAGAAAUGAUAAACUUGUGUCCCUCGAAGUGCUCCCACCCCCGUCUCAACUAUAAACUGAAGGCACUUUUGCAGCGAAUUGUAAGUUGGAAUGUUGGUAAUUGAGGAGAAGGGAAAACAGGGCUACCAGGAUAAAAACCUAACAGAACGGAGAUGAGAACUAACAACCACAACGCCUGGACUCGAACCCACUGCAGGUCAGAUUGGUGGGAGGCCUGUGCUUUCACCACUGCGCCACCUUUGCACUCCAAAACCGCAUUAAGUUGAGUAGACCCCUAAAUGCACGCUGAUACGUCGCCGAAUGCCAGCCAAAACGCUUUCGGUGUUCUUCCACAAAGCCCAGAGGACUGUCUUAACGUCCACUUUCCUUUAGACUUGUGAAAACAAACUUGAUCACAAUUAAUAAAAUUAGUCAUUCUAUCAAAUAGACGUUUCUUCUGUUCCAUUCCUUUAGUUCCAAAGCCAUCAAAUCUUCCAUGUGCUGGUGGUGAUCGCAGCCUUUGUUCAUUUCUACGGCAUUUGUCAAAUGGCGUAUUACAGGUUUGACCAGGGAUCGAGUUGUACAAACUGACUUAAUUCGCGUGAGAAGGUCACGAAUUUCAGCUGUUAAAUGACACGCUUGGAUGUGCACACCAAGACUUUGCCUUGAGGGUUAAGAAAACCAUUUGACUUUAUCUGCCUGUUUACAUUAUGGUGCCUCAUAUGGCGGCCACUUUGGUGACGUCACAGGUCUUCAGCAGAGCCAUGUUUCAAUAGAGCAUUCUCACUCACGUGACCAGCAUCUAUUUAUGCAUAUGCAUUAUUGCAACAAAAGGAGGCGUUUACAUAAGAAAAGAUUCUACUCCCACAAGAUUGGUUUGGGACACCAACAUGGCCGCCGUUUCAUUGUCUUGGAAACCAAUAUGGCCGCCGUGACGUCAUGUAAAAAACAGCUUCAUAUAUUCAGAUCAUCUUGUAGAGCUCGUCACAAGCGAUGGUCCACGGUCACCUAAACAUCAAACUUUUAAAAUAUUGUGCACAACACCAUAGGCAUGAGGGCAAUUUAUAGAACAAAGACAAUGAUACUUUUCGAUAUCAGUCGAUAACUGAUCUACGUAAAUGUUUACAAUAUGCAUUUCGCCCCAUGAAAGGGAGUCCGGAUUCCAGACUCCAGCAAUUUUUUGCUUGUUGGAUCAGGAGUCCGGGAAGGUUUUGCUAGUGGAAUCCGGAAUCCUGAGACUUGGGAAUCCGGAAUACAGCUCAAGGAAUCCGGAAUCUCAGAAACGAUUGAGAUACGAAAUUCAAGUUCCACUGACAAAGACCAGGCACGUAACCAGCCCAGAGGCCUGUAGGCCAGGGCCUAUAAAUUUUUGGUUUGAUCACUUUAGCGCUUGUAAUAAAUUAUGCGUUGUUGGGGUGAGCUAAAAAGCUUAAGAGCUCAAAGUGUUGGUGAGGUCAGUGCGUACUAGUCAUGCGUGG
This is a messenger RNA of Porites lobata, 4475 nucleotides long. NCBI's taxonomy places the organism in Eukaryota, Metazoa, Cnidaria, Anthozoa, Scleractinia, Poritidae. The record is from the annotation of a GenBank genome assembly.